AUGCGUGCGCCGUUGCUCGCCAAGAGUGCUAAGCAUACUCUUCGGCUGCUAAAGCAUAAAUAUUUAAUUCGAAGGAUGCGUAUGCUCGAUGUCGAUAGUUUUUUCGGAAGUGUAUUGCGUUUAAAAAGAGCUUACCAGAUCAAAGACUCGAUCGCUUUCUUGCGGGAAUUUGCUAUGCAAGAACGGGAUGUCAAUGACUUGAAAAACUACUAUCGCACCUUUUCUCGAGUCUCCGAAAGGCUUACUUUAAUGCACCUUUUAAGCAAGACCGAACAAGGCCGCUUGUUCUUUUUCGGAUUGCUCGUCGGAAUCCGAAACAAGACGAUUAAGCAUUCUAUAAAUCGAGAAAAGUCUCUUUUAGCCAACUUCACUAAAGAUAUUCGGACCUUAGUCAAAGAACAUACGGAGCUAGCUAGCGUUCUUGAGUCUGCUAAGAAAGCUUUAGUAGUAAUACCGUUCACUCGUGAACCACGGUUCACGAGUGAAAAAAAAGAAAUUAAUAAGUCGCUAACUCAACUUCCCGACGCCUUAUUCAAUCCUAACUUCAAGUUCGAUUCGAAGACCGCGACGAAGCCUUUACUAAAUAUACCGCUUAAGAUGCUCGAAGUAAAGUCAGCCUCGAAAGAGGAGUUCAGAUUGCUGCUAUCGGCUACGGACUAUAAAGACGAAGAAAAAGAAGAAGUAGAGGAUACAGGAGCCAGAUGCAAGAUUGUAGCUUCUGCGAGAACUCCGAAGACACAACUCAAGCUCUUUAUCAAUACUAGGAUGAGUUAUCAGCCCGAUCAAAAUGUUCAGCAACUAACCAACCAGCCAAAAGAGCCUACUACUAUUCUUAAAAGACUAGUCGAUAUUAAAAAUAUCAAUGCUAUAAGAUGGAUCAACACGCUUAGCUACUCAUCUAGCAUAGAAGUUGCUUCGGUCGAGAUCAACGCCGCCGCAAAAGACAAAGCUAAGAAGCCUUUCUAG
Molecule: messenger RNA, 966 nt
Organism: Drepanopeziza brunnea f. sp. 'multigermtubi' MB_m1
Lineage: Eukaryota; Fungi; Ascomycota; Leotiomycetes; Helotiales; Drepanopezizaceae
Source: RefSeq, a predicted model, not a curated record